Drosophila hydei is the source of this 2386-nucleotide messenger RNA. It is a transcript of the gene Ssrp, whose product is annotated as FACT complex subunit Ssrp1. Lineage: Eukaryota; Metazoa; Arthropoda; Insecta; Diptera; Drosophilidae. Gene Ontology annotation, molecular function: DNA binding; nucleosome binding; histone binding. The transcript has 3 exons. Bases 151 to 2349 code for a protein of 732 amino acids. Gene Ontology annotation, cellular component: FACT complex; nucleus. The record is from RefSeq and is a predicted model, not a curated record.
CUCAUCCCUAGCAUCUAACCUAAAAUUGGGCGCGCAGUCGGCUUUCGGCAUUUUGCUCGUGCGUAGUUUAUUGCGUAUUUUUGUUAAACACCGGGCAUUGUUUUCAUUUACAGUUUGUUAAUUUAGUAUUUAGUGCAGGGCACAUUUAAGAUGGUAGAUGUUUUGGAGUACAAUGACAUAAAUGCUGAAGUGCGCGGUGUUUUGUCUUCGGGACGCCUGAAGCUCACGGAACAGAACAUCAUAUUCAAGAACACGAAGACGGGCAAAGUUGAGCAGAUUGCCGCUGAUGACAUCGAUCUCAUCAAUUCUCAAAAGUUCGUCGGCACCUGGGGCCUGCGUAUAUUUACGAAGAGCGGUGCAUUGCACCGCUUUAGUGGAUUUCGGGACAGCGAACAUGAGAAGCUUGGCAAGUACAUCAAGGAAGCCUAUUCGCAGGAAAUGGUGGAGAAGGAGAUGUGUGUCAAGGGCUGGAACUGGGGCACAGCACGCUUCAUGGGCUCUGUGCUAAGCUUCGACAAGGAUACAAAAACCAUUUUUGAAGUGCCCUUGUCACAUGUUUCACAAUGCGUCACGGGCAAGAAUGAGGUCACACUGGAAUUUCAUCAGAACGAUGAUGCGCCUGUUGGUUUGCUUGAGAUGCGCUUCCAUAUACCAGCUGUCGAGUCAGCGGAUGAGGAUCCUGUCGACAAAUUCCAUCAAAAUGUUAUGAACAAGGCGUCGGUUAUAUCGGCAUCUGGCGAGUCCAUUGCCAUAUUCCGUGAAAUACACAUUCUGACGCCGCGUGGUCGAUACGACAUCAAAAUCUUCUCCACCUUCUUCCAGCUGCACGGCAAGACAUUUGACUACAAAAUUCCAAUGGACUCAGUGCUGCGUUUGUUCAUGCUGCCGCACAAGGAUAGCCGCCAAAUGUUUUUCGUGCUCUCGCUGGAUCCGCCCAUUAAGCAAGGUCAGACACGCUAUCAUUACCUUGUGCUACUCUUUGCUCCCGAUGAGGAGACCACCAUUGAGUUGCCUUUCAGCGAGGCGGAGCUGCGCGACAAGUAUGAAGGCAAACUGGAGAAGGAGCUGUCUGGGCCGGUCUAUGAGGUCAUGGGCAAGGUGAUGAAGGUCCUGAUUGGACGCAAGAUAACAGGUCCGGGCAAUUUUAUUGGACAUUCUGGAACUGCUGCAGUUGGCUGUUCAUUCAAAGCUGCUGCCGGCUAUUUGUAUCCGCUGGAGCGCGGCUUUAUCUACAUACACAAGCCGCCACUGCACAUACGUUUUGAGGAGAUUAGUUCAGUGAACUUCGCGCGCAGCGGCGGCUCGACGCGCUCUUUUGACUUUGAGGUCACUCUCAAAAAUGGCACUGUGCACAUCUUCUCCUCCAUUGAGAAGGAGGAGUAUGCCAAGCUGUUUGACUUCAUCACACAAAAGAAGCUGCAUGUGAGCAACAUGGGCAAGGACAAGAGUGGCUAUAAGGAUGUUGACUUUGGCGAUUCUGACAAUGAAAACGAACCGGAUGCCUAUCUGGCACGACUCAAGGCUGAGGCACGCGAGAAGGAGGAGGACGACGAGGAUGGCGACGAUUCCGAUGAGGAGUCCACGGAUGAGGACUUCAAGCCAAACGAAAACGAAUCGGAUGUAGCCGAGGAGUACGACAGUAAUGUGCAGAGCGACUCGGACGAUGAUAGCGAUGCCAGCGGCGGCGGCGGUGGCGGUGGCGACAGCGAUGGAGCCGCCAAAAAGAAACACAAAGAAAAGAAACGCGAAAAGAAGGAGAAAAAAGAGAAGAAACACAAAGAAAAGGAGCGCACAAAAAAGACCACCAAGAAGAAGGACAGCGGAAAACCGAAGCGUCCCACGACAGCUUUUAUGUUGUGGCUAAACGAUACGCGUGAACAGAUCAAGCGCGAUAAUCCAGGAAUAAAGGUAACAGAAAUCGCUAAGAAGGGCGGCGAAAUGUGGAAGGAGUUGAAGGACAAAUCCAAGUGGGAAGAGCUCGCCAGUAAGGACAAGCAGCGCUAUCAAGAUGAGAUGCGCAAUUACAAACCAGGUUCCGGUGCAGAUGCUGGCAGCGACGACGAAGAAGCCCCCAGCAGCAAAGCUCCAAAGAAACGCAUCUCUGAACCGUCACCCACGAAAAAGUCAAAUACCUCGGGCAGCGGCUUUAAGAGCAAGGAAUACAUAUCUGAAGAUGAUUCCACCAGCUCGGAUGAUGGCAAAAAGUCCGGCAAUGAGCCAGCCAAAAAGAAGAGCAAAUCAAAUGAUGCAACAUCGAAAAAGAAGGCCAAAAAGAGCGAAAGCGAAGCUGAGGCCACCGAUGAGGAGAGCAACGAUUCUAAUGAUGAUGAGGAUGAAGCCAGUGAUUAAAUAAAAUAAAAACAUUUCCAUACUACCACAUACAUAC